Molecule: messenger RNA, 1605 nt
Organism: Pleuronectes platessa (European plaice)
Lineage: Eukaryota; Metazoa; Chordata; Actinopteri; Pleuronectiformes; Pleuronectidae
Gene: ascl1a
Product: achaete-scute family bHLH transcription factor 1a
Exons: 2
Coding region: 110-712 (200 amino acids)
Biological process (GO): positive regulation of transcription by RNA polymerase II; sensory organ development; neuron differentiation
Cellular component (GO): RNA polymerase II transcription regulator complex
Molecular function (GO): DNA-binding transcription factor activity, RNA polymerase II-specific; RNA polymerase II transcription regulatory region sequence-specific DNA binding; protein dimerization activity
Source: RefSeq, a predicted model, not a curated record
UAUUGAAACAAGUGCGCGUCAAGCACCACGUGAACGGCACGAGCGGGACGCACCGCCUUGAGAGUUGCUGAUUUCUUUAUAAGUUUGCGUGUUUUUUUUAAUCCUGGGAAUGGACUUCACAGCCAAGAUGGAAAUUAACAUCAGCCAGCAGCAGCUCCUGCCGCCCGCCUGCUUCUUCUCCUCCGCGACGGCGCAGAGCAUCCAGCUGAGCCCGUGCGGCAGCAGCCAGAGCAGCGGGAAGUCUGGCUCCAAGGGGCAGAAGAGGCAGCGCUCCACCUCCCCGGAGCUGCUGCGCUGCAAGCGGAGACUGAACUUCGCGGGGUUCGGCUACACCCUCCCGCAGCAGCAGCCGCACGCGGUGGCGCGGAGGAACGAGCGGGAGCGGAACCGGGUGAAGCUGGUGAACAACGGCUUCGCCACCCUGCGCGAGCACGUCCCCAACGGCGCCGCCAACAAGAAGAUGAGCAAAGUGGAGACGCUGCGCUCCGCGGUGGAGUACAUCCGCGCGCUGCAGCAGCUGCUGGACGAACACGACGCGGUGAGCGCCGCCUUUCAGUCCGGAGUCCUGUCGCCCGGAAUAUCGCAGGGAUACUCCACCGACAUGAACUCCAUGGCAGGUUCCCCAGUGUCCUCCUACUCAUCUGACGAGGGUUCAUACGACGCCCUGAGUCCAGAGGAGCAGGAACUGCUGGACUUCGCCAACUGGUUCUGAGCAUCUGUAUGAGAAAUAUGGAUCAACUCAAUUUACUGUUGUCGUGCGCUUGGGAUGGUCCCGGAGGAGACUGGGUGUCCUCAAGAACAAGAUGCACUGUACACGCGUCUCGGUCCCUGGGUCCUGAACGCCCUGUCCUCCUGUCCUCCGGACUGACAGACAGAAAGACAGAAAGACAGACAGACAGACAGACGAGGCCUGAACGUCCUGAAAACUUUGGAGAAAUCAGACCAGAGAUCAGCGCCAAAGGAUUAACAGAAGACGGGAACCCUGACAGCGUGGGAAACCGAACUUCUGUGCAUUUGCCCUUGACAUAAAAAAACACUAAAGUGAAUCCACGCUCUUCAGCAGCACAUUAAAAACUUUAUUUAACACGUCGCUCAUCAACUAUGCUAAAUCCAAUCACAGAACACCAACCCUUGGCAAAACUUAGCCGUUUAAUUCUGAAAAAUGCUUCCAAGUCGCGGAUUUAUUCUAUAAAAUUCUAUAUGAAACGCUUUUUUGAAAUAUAUUAAGAUAUUUUUGUAUGUAAGAGAUUUAUAGAUGUUUUGUACACAUCCUUUUUGUAUAUAUUUUGUCUAUAUAUUGCGAAGUUGCUUCUAAUACCUCCUGCCUACGUAGACGUGUAGUCUAUUAUUCUCUGGCUCUUGUGCUCACGAGGUUUCCAGAAGGAGUUUGAUACUCUGACGUUUUGUUCUAGCACCGAUGUGUCUUAUUUAAUAGAGAAACCAUGUUAUUAUGUCAUGAACUUCACGAUGAUCAAAACCUUAUGCAGCUAUUGUCCAAACAGAGCGCAAUGUCCACGCGUUGUGUCUUUACACUGCCAGCUCUAUACUGUCUUCACAUAAAACUGAUGGUGGAAAAAAACAAGUCUUAUAACCAUAUUUUCUACA